Messenger RNA from Ochotona princeps (American pika), 3291 nucleotides. RefSeq names its product leucine rich repeat containing G protein-coupled receptor 5 (gene LGR5). The transcript is spliced from 18 exons. The record is from RefSeq and is a predicted model, not a curated record. Gene Ontology annotation, cellular component: membrane. Gene Ontology annotation, molecular function: protein binding; protein-hormone receptor activity; G protein-coupled receptor activity. The coding region runs from base 137 to 2854 and encodes 905 amino acids. NCBI's taxonomy places the organism in Eukaryota, Metazoa, Chordata, Mammalia, Lagomorpha, Ochotonidae. Gene Ontology annotation, biological process: G protein-coupled receptor signaling pathway.
CCGGGGAGCAGCGGGGCGGCCGGCGUCCACAGAGCUGCAGGAGCCCGCCGCGCGGCGCCGGGCGCGCCAAGGUCCGCAACAGCCCGGGCGCUGCCCUCUGCCGGCGUGCAGCCCGCGGCCCCUGGCCUCAGGCACCAUGGACACCUCCCGGAUUGGCGUGCUCCUGUCCUUGCCCGUCCUGCUACAGCUGGCGGCGGCCGGGGGCGACUCGCCGCUGCCGCCGCGGGGCUGUCCCCCACACUGUGCGUGCGAGCCCGACGGCAGGAUGCUGCUCAGGGUGGACUGCUCCGACCUGGGGCUCUCGGAGCUGCCCUCCAACCUCAGCGUCUUCACCUCCUACCUAGACCUGAGUAUGAACAACAUCAGUCAGCUGCCCCCGAGUCCCCUGCACAGUCUCCGCUUCCUCGAGGAAUUACGGCUGGCCGGAAACGCUUUGACAUACAUCCCCAAGGGAGCAUUUGCUGGCCUUCACAGUCUCAAAGUUCUCAUGCUGCAGAACAAUCAGCUAAGGCAGGUACCCACAGAAGCACUGCAGAACUUGCGAAGCCUUCAGUCGCUGCGUCUGGAUGCCAACCACAUCAGCUACGUGCCUCCCAGCUGUUUCAGAGGCCUACACUCUCUGAGGCACCUGUGGCUGGAUGACAACGAUUUGACAGAAAUUCCUGUCCAGGCUUUCAGAAGUUUAUCGGCAUUGCAGGCCAUGACCUUGGCCCUGAACAAAAUACACCACAUACCAGACUAUGCCUUUGGGAACCUCUCCAGCUUGGUAGUUCUGCAUCUCCAUAACAAUAGAAUCCACUCCCUGGGAAAGAAAUGCUUUGAUGGACUCCACAGCCUAGAGACUUUAGAUUUAAAUUACAAUAACCUUGAUGAAUUUCCCACUGCAAUCAGAACACUCGCCAAUCUCAAAGAACUAGGAUUUCACAGCAACAAUAUCAGGUCGAUACCCGAGAAAGCAUUUGCAGGGAAUCCUUCUCUUAUUACAAUACAUUUCUAUGACAAUCCCAUUCAAUUUGUUGGAAGGUCUGCUUUUCAACAGUUACCUGAACUAAGAACACUGACCUUGAAUGGAGCCUCACACAUAACUGAAUUUCCUGAUUUAACCGGAACCGCGAACCUGGAGAGCCUGACUUUAACCGGAGCCCAGAUCUCCUCUCUUCCUCAAACCGUCUGUGACCAGUUACCUAAUCUCCAAGUGCUAGAUCUGUCGUACAACCUGUUAGAGGACCUACCCAGUUUUUCAGUCUGCCAGAAGCUCCAGAAAAUGGACCUACGGCAUAAUGCAAUCUAUGAAAUCAGAUCUGAUGCUUUCCAGCAGCUGCUAAGCCUGCGGUCCCUGAAUUUAGCUUGGAACAAAAUUACCAUUAUUCAUCCCAAAGCAUUUUCUACUUUGCCAUCUCUGAUAAAGCUGGAUCUAUCGUCCAACCUCUUGUCAUCUUUUCCUGUAACUGGGUUACAUGGUUUAACUCACUUAAAAUUAACAGGAAAUAAUGACUUACAGAACUUGAUAUCAUCUGAAAACUUUCCAGAACUCAAGGUUAUAGAAAUGCCGUAUGCAUAUCAGUGCUGCGCUUUUGGAAUGUGUGAAAACGUCUAUAAAAUUUCUAACCAGUGGAAUAAAGGUGACAAUGGCAGUGUGGAUGACCUGCAUAAAAAAGAUACAGGGAUGUUUCAGGUUCAAGAUGAGCGUGACCUUGAAGACUUCCUGCUUGACUUUGAGGAAGAUCUGAAAGCCCUUCACUCCGUGCAGUGUUCACCCUCCCCAGGUCCCUUCAAGCCUUGUGAGCACCUCUUUGGAAGCUGGCUGGUCAGAAUCGGAGUGUGGACCAUAGCAGUCCUGGCACUGUCUUGUAAUGCGUUGGUGGCCUCAACAGUGUUUAGAUCCCUUCUGUACACUUCCUCCGUAAAACUCUUGAUUGGGGUUAUCGCCACGGUGAACAUGCUUACGGGGCUCUCCAGCGCUGUGCUGGCUGGAGUGGAUGCGUUCACUUUUGGCAGCUUUGCCCAGCACGGAGCCUGGUGGGAGAAAGGGCUCGGGUGCCAAGUCCUUGGAUUUUUGUCCAUCUUUGCCUCCGAAUCCUCUGUGUUUCUGCUCACCGUGGCAGCGCUGGAGCGCGGGUGCUCUGUCAAGUGUCCUGCGAACUUUGAAAUGAAAACUCCCUUUUCCAACCUGAAAGCCAUCAUUUGGCUCUGCACCCUGCUGGCCCUGGCCGUGGCCUCGGUUCCCCUGCUGGGUGGCAGUGAGUACAGUGCCUCUCCACUCUGCCUGCCCCUGCCCUUUGGGGAGCCCAGCACCACGGGCUUCGUGGUGGCUUUGGUGUUGCUCAACUCCCUUUGCUUCCUGGUGAUGACCAUCGCCUACACCAAGCUCUACUGCAGUUUGGAGAAGGGAGAUCUUGAGAAUACUUGGGACUGCUCCAUGGUGAAGCACGUUGCCUUGCUGCUUUUUGCCAACUGUAUCCUCUACUGCCCUGUGGCUUUCUUGUCCUUCUCUUCUUUACUAAACCUCACAUUUAUCAGUCCUGAAAUCAUUAAGUUUAUCCUUCUGGUGAUCGUCCCACUUCCUGCCUGCCUGAACCCCCUUCUCUACAUCCUCUUCAAUCCGCAUUUUAAGGAGGAUCUGGGGCGCCUGGGAAAGCACUCCCCCUGGUGGACAAGACCGAAACACCCCAGCCUGAUGUCUAUUAACUCUGACGAUGUGGAGAAACAGUCGUGUGACUCAACCCAAGCCCUGGUCACCUUCACCAGCGCCAGCAUAGCCUACGACCUGCCUUCCAAUUCUGCGUCAUCACCAGCAUACCCAAUGACUGAGAGCUGUCAUCUUUCUUCAGUAGCAUUUGUCCCUUGUCUCUAAGUAAUUCGUGAGGAAAAAAAAAGUUCUCAAAUGUGAGGUUGAGCACAUCAGGGCGGUAGCAAAGGAGAGCUGCGUGGAAACUUGAUUUAAAAAACAAACCGACACAACUAAGUGUGAAAAAGCCAAAAGCCUAACGAUGCAUGAGAGUGAGAUGUAAGUCUAAAUGCUGCUUGAAUAAUUUGUUCAGCUAAGUCACAACAUCUAGAUGGACCCCAAGCAAGAGAACAGAUUGAAAUGCUCUUCAGAAAUGGAUCUCCAGUUUUCAUUGCAUUCUCUACAAACUCACCAAUGUAAUUAAUAAUUUGGAGGAGAGGAGGUUCACAUGCUUACAAAAUGAAUUGAUUUAAAUCUGGAAACCCCUUCAAAGAAGGCGGGAGAUAUGAGGAAAACAAGGGUUUGCAAUGGCCAGGCGUGCUCAGUGCGCGCUGUGGCUGGUA